AAGGAGAGAGAAAAGAGGGAGGGAAAAAGAUGGAGAAAGAUAGAUGUUAUAGUAUCAAAUAUUCGGGCAUUGAUUCGUUUUAAUUGAGAUAUAUCCCAGAGUUCCACUUGCAGAGUUAAAUUGCAUCAAUUUUCUCAUAGAAGUGCAGCUGCCACCCUGCUUCGAAUUAAUGGAGACCAUUAUGUGUUAUUACCUCUCGAAUUCCAAUGUUAUUUCCCUAAAGCGACCGAAGACAUUUCUGAAGAAAAAAAACAUAAUAAAGAACAUCGAUCAUUCACAAACAACCCACCCCCAUUCAAAAUAAUUGACUCCUAAACCUCCACUAACAGGGAUUAGGAAGUAUCGAAUCUGUCCCCGGGUGAGUGUGAAAUAGGUCGAAAAUAAACCAUUCAAAUGUACUUUUUUUUUUUUUUUUUAAAGUGUCAACUCCUGACAGACUAUUUCUAUUCGGAGUUACACAGUGCAUGCACGUUACGACAGGCUGGUAUAACAUGCGUUACGUAAUGGCGGAUUGAUACAGUAUUUCAUGGGUUACGCCAUCAUAGAUGGCGGAUUGAAAUUACACGCGUUACCACUUCAAAUCACACAUCAUCAGUCGGAGCGUGAAGGAAAAUAAUAGGAUCGAGCUGUUUGAAUCCCAUCCACGGAAACUCGAUUACCCGAAAACUCGGUAACCCGCAAGAGAUCGCAUUGAGUGCCGCGUCCAACUCUGAACAAGAGGUUACUCCAAGACAAGACAGACAUGGCCGCUAGUGCGUCUCCAACACGGCGACCGUCUUCCAGCUUCACGCCGCUGGUUCAGAAGCCACGCCCUCGUACGUCACUUCCGCUUCAUCACCAGUCAUUUGCAGCAACCCCUAGGAUCCGGUCCGCUGUAUUGACAAUGCCAAGAUCUCACGUGAGCAUAGCGCGUUUCUACGAUUGGUCGGAAGAUUUAGGCGAAUGUGUUUCUGUAUCCAAGUUCUACAGAGACCUCGCCGUGGCCUCACAACGACAGGACAAGGUCAAGGCCAGAAACAAAUAUUGCAGCAAUGGUACACAUACGAAUCCGGGGCGCAUGUUUCUACGAGAUAAAGCAGGACUCACGAAGGGAGAAAGGGAGAUAAUCGAGGGGAUUUAUAGAAACCGAGGGGAUCUUCCAAGAGAACCAGAAAACUCAAAAUCUUACAGUUUUAAAGAUGAAUGGGAUUUCGUUCGGAGUCACAAAGAUGCUUGGAUGAUCGGAAAACAACUACAAAAGCAAGGUUUUAAAUUCGACCCUAGUUUACAACUCAAAGUUCCAGAAUAUCUAUUCAGCCGACUGCGUGAUGAUGAAUCUAACUCACCUCGGGAGUUCUGCAAAAUUUGUGAAAGUAAUCGUUUGAGCGAAUCAAACUUGGAUGACAGUGGAUUUUGUGUUCAUUGGAAGGGAAAAUACCCCUCAGCACCACCUACGACACCGGAUGCCGACGCGGGAGAAUUUGAAUUUCCUGAAAAUGUUCCGAUUAAAAAGAAAUCCGUCCCAAGGAUAAAAUCCGAACAGGAGAGACAAAUAAGCGAACAGAGGAUUCGUGUCGUGAAAAGUGUGGACGAGUCCCUGCUCAGUGGGGGAUCACGUGAUAAGGCGGACAGAAAGAAAGUGUUUGUGAAUGUCUUUUUACCGCGGAUUCCAAUUGACGCUGCGCAUGCGUACUCUUCUGCUGUAGUGACGGACAACAAAGUUAACAGUUUCAUGGCGGACUAUAGUAGAAAUAGUUCCGCAUCGAGGAUGGCUAAAGUGAGGAAAGAUCCCGCGUCUUUUGUGAAUUCGCUUUCCAUCACAAACAGCCAACCACACAACACAGACUGUGAUUGACAUUUCGCCUGCACGUGUGUCAUGUGUAACUAUUUAUUGUCGUUCUAUUUAUUUUAUUUUUGUUUACGCAAAAAAUAGUACUGUUUUACUUGCCGCAAUGUGUUGAAUGUACAUACUUUUAGAUAACUUAGGCAUCGUUUUGUGUGUGGAGGACGGGGUUUGGGGUCAGGGUGGGCGGGCAGGUGAGCAUGCGUGUUUGCGGGCGGGGGGGGGGGGGGGUUCGUAUGUGUGAAAGAAAGUUUAUACAGUACAUUGGUUAUAACUGUAGACUGUAAUUGAUGGGGUGACGAUUUCUGUCCGUCUGGUCUUUAUUUCAGAUAAAGUCUUGACACGUUAAACGUUCCUUUACUGUAUACUGUCUUCAACAUUAGUUUAUAACAGUCAUAGCGGCCAAAGAUGGAGGCUGGAAAAACCGGUCUGUGAUAUUUCACCAUAGGUACUGUUAAACAGUACAGCUCAGGGCCACGGGAAAUCAUCAAAUAUACAUGUUUCUGUGCUCAACACCAAAAGGAGAAAAGGUACAUUUGUAAAUAUAACUCCUAUAAAGAAUGCAAAUAUAAAAGCAAGGAAAACACGGACCCUUAGAAACACCAGGGAAGUAAGCAUCCCCUGUAGACCGGUCAUACCCGCCGUGAGCACUAUAUCUUGACCAGGUGCACGGAGUAAUCCGUAGUUAAAUUCAGUGUGUAAAGAACAACCUUACAAUUAGUUGGAAACACGUCAGACAUUAUUUGAUCUGAUGACAGGUUGUAUUUGCAAAUCUUUUAGCUAUAACGACCAUAGAAUUCGCAAAAUGCUGACUUCAAACGAAACUGUUGAAAUCCCUGUAACAUCAACUUGUUUGUCAGCAGCCUGUCUCGUUUAAAAAUAUUGAUUGUAUAUUCAGAACAUGCUUUUGCGUAUCCAUUGUGCAAACAAUAAUGAUGCAAAUGAUAAUGAAAUAUUGCUACAUCAAUAUUCUUGGUUGGGGAAGACUUUGCAAUAGUCUGUUUCUAUGGCAACGCGAUGAUUGCACAAUCCCGUGUAUGUAUUUUUAGUAACCCGGGUACCUAAACAAUAUAGACAUUUUCUGAAUGCGUGACAAAAAUGGCCCUUAUUACAUGUACAUGUAUAUAUAGUCCUGUGACAAUGGAGAUCCUCAAGUCGGUUCGUUUAUCAUAAAACAGGGAUUUUAUUUUGCUGUUAACAUCCACUAAGUUGAUUUGCUCCUAUGUCUAAGGUUUCUUUCUGUUUUGCUAUCCAUCAUUCAUAUGGGUAGGUAUUUACGAGAUAACGUCAUCAGAUGAGCAAAGCACGGGAAAUAUGAUAAUAAAUCAAAAAGAGGUUAUGUAUUUGUACUUUGUACAGCACAAUAUAUAUAUAUAUAUAGAGAGAGAGAGAGAGAGAGAGAGAGAGAAACGGAAUACCUCCUUAGAAAGUACAUACAUUGAUCAAUUUCUUCUUGAAAGGUGGGGACUUUUUUAGUCUCCCUUUCCCCACACUCUCGCUCUCGACACUUGCACGUGCAAAGUCUCGAGAGCGAUAGUCUGGGGAAAGCGAGAGUAGGACUGUUAUAAGGCUCAUACAAAAAUGGGAAUUUAGAUAACAAUUAAUUCAUGCUAAAAGAACAUUAAUGAUCAUGUCCAUGAUUGUGGACAAGAAAUAUGUAAUGUUGUUUAUCAAAUGUCUUUAAUUUGUGUUUAGUAAUUUUAAGAAUUAAAUCGUUCUAGGGUA
Molecule: messenger RNA, 3547 nt
Organism: Ostrea edulis (European flat oyster)
Lineage: Eukaryota; Metazoa; Mollusca; Bivalvia; Ostreida; Ostreidae
Exons: 3
Coding region: 743-1834 (363 amino acids)
Source: RefSeq, a predicted model, not a curated record